AUGUACAGGGGUAUUCUAGAUGACCGAACAGUUAUCAUUAAGUACCUAGGCUCGACAUGUCAACAUGAACAUGGACAUGGGUUCGACAUGGCUAUUCGUGAUAUUAUCAUAUCAAUGCAGAUGAGCACCCAUAAGAAUUCCUUGAAAUUAUUAGGCUGCUGCUUAGAGUUCGAUACACCAGCUUUGGUGUUUGAAAAUGCAGGAAAAGGAGGUCUCAAGAGGGAUGGAAGUUUAGUAGUGGAUAAUGAAUUAUUACCAUGGAAAACUAGACUGCGUAUUGCAAAGCAGCUUGCUAGUGCACUUACAUACCUGCAUACAGCCUUUCCAAGGCCCAUCAUUCAUAGGAGUAUAAAAUCCCACUGCAUUUUAUUGGACGAUGACUAUGUUCCCAAACUCUUCGACUUUGCAGACUCCAUAACCAUUCCUCCUGACCAAUUGUAUGUUCAAGAAGAUGUCGCAAUAGGGAUAAGGGGGUUCAUGGACCCUUCUUACGUAAAGUCUCGUCAAUGUUCAGAAAAAAUUGAUGUUUAUUGCUUUGGUGUGCUUUUACUUGUAUUCUUGAUGCGACGAGAAGCUGCACAUUGGAAUGAGGCAGGAAAUGUGUGGGAAUACCUUACUGAAGAUCCGAAACUUAAUGUUUCUAAUGGACAGAUUCAAAUAGAGACAAUUGCGGACCCUAAAAUCCUUGAGGAAGUCGGGGGAGAUGAGCAAGCACAACAGCAACUGAAGGAUUUCCUAGCACUGGCAUUGUUGUGCAUCCAAGACAAAAUUGAAGCAAGGCCAGAUAUGAUUGAUGUGGCCAAAGAACUCGUACGAAUUGAAAAGUCUAUCUUGCCUUAG
Prunus avium (sweet cherry) is the source of this 840-nucleotide messenger RNA. NCBI's taxonomy places the organism in Eukaryota, Viridiplantae, Streptophyta, Magnoliopsida, Rosales, Rosaceae. The record is from RefSeq and is a predicted model, not a curated record.